AUGAUCCUUAUCGCAUCAUACGAUAAGUUACGCCGACUUCCACGCAACAAUCAUCCUUUAAGCAUCACUUUAUAUAAUCUCUGCUCAUUUUACAGUAAUCCACAACAAUGGGGCAGUAUAGGUGGCCUGCAGCAACAAGGAACAACGACGUCACCGGUCCUGAUACGAAAGCCUCGUGGGUGGUCCCGAUCGUCACAAUUACGAACCACUUUACAACAGUGGUUCAAUUAA
Loa loa (African eye worm) is the source of this 231-nucleotide messenger RNA. RefSeq lists its product as hypothetical. The record is from RefSeq and is a predicted model, not a curated record. Lineage: Eukaryota; Metazoa; Nematoda; Chromadorea; Rhabditida; Onchocercidae. Bases 1 to 231 code for a protein of 76 amino acids. The transcript has a single exon.